Messenger RNA from Metschnikowia bicuspidata var. bicuspidata NRRL YB-4993, 1902 nucleotides. Its product is annotated as DNA primase subunit. Bases 45 to 1433 code for a protein of 462 amino acids. Gene Ontology annotation, biological process: DNA replication, synthesis of primer. Gene Ontology annotation, cellular component: alpha DNA polymerase:primase complex. The transcript has a single exon. The record is from RefSeq and is a predicted model, not a curated record. Lineage: Eukaryota; Fungi; Ascomycota; Pichiomycetes; Serinales; Metschnikowiaceae.
GUUUCCUACAACAAAGAGAAGAUUUUGAACACAAUUCAUUGAUGAUGACUGAUACUUUCGAUGAUACAAGUAUUACAGAGGAGGCCGUGGACAAGGUCCAUGUGAACCUGUCCAAACCAUCAGAGUCCGACAUGCUCUUUUAUUACCAGCGAAUCCUUCCGUUUAAGCAUAUCUUCAAAUGGUUGAACCACGCUGUCAAACCAACGAAGGACUUCACAAUGCGAGAGUUUGCCUACGAAUUCCGCCUGGGAGCAUAUCAAAGAUACAACUCUUUUAGUACAGCGGACGAAUUCCAGAAGUCUGUUGUCAGCGCCAACCCAACACGUUUCGAGGUAGGGGCCAUUUACACUGUAAAUCCAAAGGAGAGAAAAUCUCUUCCAAAAAAUGCCAUGAAACCCAUUUCAAAAGAGUUAGUGUUUGAUAUUGAUUUGACAGACUAUGACGAGAUCAGGACUUGUUGCUCAAAGACAGAUAUUUGUACAAAAUGUUGGAAGUUCAUCCAGGUGGCGAGUGAGAUCAUCUCCGUGGCGCUACGCGACGAUUUUGGUUUUACCAACUUUAUAUGGGUGUUCUCCGGAAGAAGAGGUGCGCAUUGCUGGGUAAGCGAUAAACGAGCUCGUAGUCUAGAUGAAGCUUCCAGAAAAACUGUGGUGGAGUACAUGAACGUAUUGGGCUCGAAGUCUAACAAAAUGGGGAAGUCGUCUUUGGGGAUCAAGAAACCAUUCCAUCCUCACGUUGAAAGAUCUUUAGACAUUUUGAAAGUCCGCUUUUCUGAGAUCAUUUUAGAGGACCAGGAUCCUUGGUGUACAUCUCAUGGUUCAGAAGAAAACUGGGCCCAGGUCGAGGAGAUGUUGGCCUUUAUACCAGAACAAACACUCCGCAAUUCCUUGAAAGCAAAGUGGAAAGACCAGACGCUGUUUUCACUGUCACGCCAGAAAUGGGAGGAUUUGAAUUCCGUGGCUCAAUCGGUGCUUAAGAAUAAGUCCCAAGUGGCCCAGCUCAACGAGGCAAAGAAGGACAUCAUCAUUUACUAUAUGUAUCCACGUUUGGAUAUUGAGGUCUCCAAACAAAUGAUCCACUUGUUGAAGUCUCCUUUUUGUAUACACCCAGGCACAGGAAAUGUAUGUGUUCCUUUCGACCCUUCUAAAAACUUGUCAGGAAACAUGGAAGAUGAUGCAUACGGGUUCAAUCCAAUGACGGCCCCAAACCUCAAAAAAAUACAGGAUGAGAUUGAGACCUGGGAUUCUCAACGGGCAAUCAGAGAUUCCAGUGAGCCUGCUGAAGGAUCAGAUUCCCCUCCCAAAAGCGUACACGACUACGAAAAGUCCUGUCUCAAACCUUACACUGAGUACUUUAGUCAUUACGUCAACAGAUUGAUUACAGAGGAGAUGAGAGAUUCAGGAAAAAGAAGCUCGGAUCCAUUGGAGUUCUAAUGAAAAAACAAAUCUAAAUGACUUAUAUAAAUGCGGGGGCUAUGUAUAAUAAUGUCAAUUCCCAGACUUAAAGAUCACUUACACCAAAGGGCAUUCGUUAGAGCCCACGCUGUCGUCACAAGGACUUGGAUCUUCGAGUGUGCCACUAUGAUUCUUGAUAAUGAUGGUGUGCUGGUAUAUAUCGAGGAAUUUCUUUGUAUCAGACUCAUCAUCAUAGUGAUACCAUUCGAGAUACUCGUUUAUGUCAUCGUACUUAACAAAACCCGCGUUGAGAUAUAUGUCAUUGUAGUUGAGGUAAGGGUAGUGCCACUUAGGCGUGAAAAUGAGCGUAGGGCUGGUUUUGAGUUCGUCAACACUGAGACGCUCAUCUAAACUCAAAGUCAAAGCAAACUUUGACAGUUUUAUAUCGAAUUCAGAUUCUUUGAUAGUUCCCAAAGUAGCGACAACGAAAGGUCUCAUUACCGCACUC